Messenger RNA from Lytechinus pictus (painted urchin), 4632 nucleotides. RefSeq names its product mucin-2-like. The transcript has 8 exons. Lineage: Eukaryota; Metazoa; Echinodermata; Echinoidea; Temnopleuroida; Toxopneustidae. The record is from RefSeq and is a predicted model, not a curated record. Bases 42 to 1508 code for a protein of 488 amino acids.
CCGCAGCACCAAGUAUCAUUCUCACCACAAUUACACCAGACAUGGAAACACCGACCAAUCCUGUAACUGAUUUGGCUCUCACUUCAGUGACGCACGGACAUGCCACGUAUACACAGAGUAACUUGAUCACAACACCUAGCGAUUCAAGCACUACUCUGAAAGAUCCAAGCACAGCACCGAGUGAUUCAAGCACUACACUGAGAUACUUGAUCUCCACUUUGAAUGAGCCGAUCACUACAUCUGAUUACUCAAGCACUGAAUCAAGCACAGCACCGAGCGAUCGGAGUAGUCAUAGUGGUUCACAGAGUGAUUUGAGCACUAAGUCGCAUGAUUCUAGCACCACUCAAAGUGAUUUAAACACUCCUCCAAGUGAUUUAAUCUCGACACCACAUUUUGUGAGCACUGCACCAAGUGAUUACCUGAGCACAACUAUCGAUUUUACCAACACCCCAAGCCAUCCAAGCUCUACACUCAUUGACGCUGACACCACACUGUUUGACUAUUCAUUUUCGCUUACUAGCAUUAUCACAUAUACACCAACCAUUUCCAGUACCACUGCACUUAGCACCAGUUCUACACCAAGUACAAAAAGCCAAUUUUCAGCUAUUUCUACGGUAUCAAACGUGACAACAGCAGGGCCGGACCCAACGACAACUAAAUCCGACCCAACGACGGCGGCCUCGCCAUCUUCUUGUUCUAGUAUUGCAUGCAAUAAUGGAGGAACGAUAGAUCGAGAUGAUUGCACUUGUGCUUGUACCGGAGGAUUUCAAGGCGACGAUUGCUCAACUCCACAAGCAGAAAUCCGGAUUUCUAUCGUGAUUUUGAUCAACGUCGACAUGAUUACCUGGUUGCAGAUUCAGGACAUUCUACUUGAUGCCAUCGCCCAGGUUACUUCAGAUUACUGUAACACCAACUUCGGCCAGUGUUGUCCAAAUUACGGAGAAAAAGCAACGUCUGGUCGGAUAAAUUUUGCAUCAGCUAACGACGUUAAGAUCGUGAGUGGAUAUCCAAUAGAGAGCAAUGUCGGUUCCGGUUUGGCGACCGAGACCGCCGUCUACAUCGAACCGACUUCUAUGACGUCAUCAUGCGAGGAAGGAAGCAGUAGAAGUGCACCUGACUCAGAUACCAUGAUAUACAUACCCCAGGAUGUCGUUCUCGCCGCCAUCAAUGACAACCUCGACGUCAUCGAAUCCCAGCUUGGUGUGUCGAUCAGCAAUGUCACUCUCGGCAUGGUUGACGACGUACAACCAGAGGAAACGUCUCCCGGUCUGAACACGGCAUGGAUCGUUGGUAUAUGCCUGCUGACUGUGAUACCGCUUAUCAUGGUUGCCAUCUGUCUCCUUGCGCUAAAGAUGAAAAUCUACCAAAACCAGAGAUGGUGGCAAUGGCAUCAGAGACAAGUUCGUUCUACGAGAGUCGAACCCAUAGUACAACCUUUGGAUCAGCGCUUUACCUGGAAACAGGAAAUCGAUGGGAAUCCCGAUAUCUACAUCCUGAGAAAUUUCUAGAAUGAUUUUUUUUAUCCUAUGGCAGUGACCUGCUUCUGUGUAACACCGUCCAGGAACCUGUUAAAUGAAACCUUGCAAUUGAAUGCAAUUCAAAAUAUCAAAACUUGACUUUCAACCAAUGGGGAGCAUGCAUUCAUGGCUUGUUUGUUUUGUGUGUUUUAGUUGCGUUUGAAUGUAAGGUUUUAGUCAAUAGGCCAAAGCUCCUAUACGAAGCUAACUAUCUACACCUUGUUUAAUAAUACACCAUUAAUCAACGGGCAUUUUUAUUAUGGUGGAAUAUUUAGCAUAUUGGAUGUAUGAUUAAUUUAUGAGAAAUAUUGUCAUUUAAAGAAUAUCAUUGUAAGACUUGUGUUAUGACAAAGUUGUAUUUAUAUGUUCUGCAAUAAUUAUGUAAAGAAAGAUAUUGAUAUAUUUAUAGUUUUAGAAAAUAAUCUUAUCUAAAUUGAUGCCAUAGAUGUGUGAAUAUAUAAACUAUGUGUACAGAGAGAAGAAUGUGUAUGUGUGCAUUGUAUUACUGAAGAUUAUAAAUUGAUAUUAUUAUAUAUAAAAAAAUAUAAGUUGAACUUGAAAUGUAAGCAUUUGAAGAAUUAUGAUAAUGUACGAAAAAUAUUCAUUGUAUCUGACCUGCGAUAUGUAUAAUUUAUUAUUGAUAUACAGUAUAUAUAUGUAGCUUGUGAAAUUAUUUUUUCAAAGUUAAAUAAUUCGUUUCAACUUCUUUCAUACUCUUAUCUUUUAUCUAUGUAUCAUAAAAGAGACUGUAAAUGAAAUUUUUCAUUAACGGUGUUCAGUUUUCCUCAAAUGAGUAAGUAUAUUUUACUGUACUUUGAUUUUGAUAUUUUAAAGCAAGUGAGUCAUGUUUUUAGAUUAUUUAUUCAUUGUGACCCAAAAUGUGAUUAGAUUAACCAAAUCUUAGUUUUAGUUUUUGAGGUUGACAGUAAUAUAUUUUCAUACGAUUAACUAAGAAAAAAGAUUUAUAAAAUUAUGAUGAUGUUUAAUACAUUUUUCGUAGUAUAAGUCGUAUCAAGCAAAAGUCGAUUCAAUAGGUUGAGGGUUUUGCAUUUUCAUAGAAUGAAAAUUCACAUGAAUGUAAUUGGUAUACAUGACAAAAAAUAAUUGGUUAUGUAUGAUAAUCAUGAUGAAGCCAGUAAUAAUCAUUAAAAAAUUACCUUGGACCUAAUUAGACCUUAGCUCGUUCCAUCCACAUGUGGACAUUGAUCUUUAAGGGUCCGCCACUGGCGUCGAUCCUGGGCGAUGAGGACUGCUUCGUUCCAAGUUGUGUCCCGAUCAGUAAGAUCUCUUUUAAUUGUUCUCUACCAUGUUAGAUGUGGUCUCCCUCUUUUCCUUUUCCCUCCUCCUGGUUUCCAUGUAACAGCCGUCCUGACUAUGCUGCUUUCUGGUAUCCUUAGGACGUGACCAAGCCAUAUCAGCCUUCGUUUUGCAAUUAUUGGGCUGAGUAACUUUUGGGUUUCUUUGGUUCCUUACAUCUUCAUUUGUAAUGUGUUCCCUCCAUGAGAUAUUUAAGAUCCUUCGUAAACAAUUGUGAUGGAAAGCAUCUAGCCUUUGUCUGUCUCUUACCGUCAUUUCCCAGAUUUUACUGGCAUAAAGGAUGAUUGAAAAGAUGGUAGCUUCAUACACCCUCACAACAAUUUUUUUAUUUUUAAGACACGAUAAGAUAACUAAUUUUCUUUUGGGAUCCAAUGAUUAAUUCAAAUGUUAAAUUUGUAAAUCUUACCAAUCAGAGUCGUGAUUUCCACUUUUAUUUAUUCUUAGAAUAUUAAAUCGUCUUAGGCCUUUAAGGAUGUGCCUAGGUUGUAUACAUUAAUUUAAGGAGAUUAAAUAUUACCUACUUUUCAAUUUUUCUUUGGGGCGCAAUUUAUAGCUAUGUCUCUUUUCGGCUAGCAGUGAAAUAGUUUACACAUGCAAUAAUUUGAUAGAAAACAAUUUGAAUAUUGCAGACUGCAAUCAAGCGAAAUACCGUAUUUAUCACAACAUGAACCUUACAUUUAACACCGUUAUCUAUCUUUCACAUAAAACCAACUUAAUUCAAAUGUAGAAUACUUACUCUUGAUGUCACAAUACAAAGGAAAGCAAUAUUUUGAGCUGUGGAGUCAUGUAAAAAAUAACAAUAUCGUGAUUUGUAUUAAAAAUAAAUGUAUUGCAUUUCAAAUUGCAUAUUUAACAAUUUAGAAAUGACGAAUAAACUAUAAGUAGUAUAUUUGACAGUAAUUUGUGCACUUUCAAGUCUUACUAUAAUUUUUUUUUUAGGUUUUGUGUAAUUAAAGCGAAGUUAUCACUAAGAAAAAUUCCACCAAGUCUUUCAAUGAAAUUAUUAAACAAGUUUUCAUUCUCAUUAAUAUAGUUAUUUAGCCUUUUCAUAGGUAGCAUGGAUACUGCACGUUGGUAGGAAUAGUAUAACAAUAACCGGUUAUAAGUGCCAUUGGUCUACACCUGCUUUGUUUCCACAUGCUCUGAUCCUAGUUCGUCUACUAAACAUUUGGUCUAAUUGCCAUUUAGUCCAUUUAUCAUUUCGUCUAAUGUCCAGCUAGGCUAAAUGCACAGUUACCAUGAUGGUGACACGAAAGUUGCUCCUGCGACAUUUGCUCCGGUAUUAAUAACUCAGAGAGCAUAGGAUUAAGAGUUAGGAUUGUAAUAGAGUUUUUGGUUCGGAAUAAUGUAAGAAUAAGGAUUAGGGGUUUAUUUAGUUUUUGAGGUUAUGUUUGGCUUACCGUGCAGAUUUUCCAUCGGAGCAAUUUUCACCGGAGCAAAUGUCAUGCCGGAUGUCAUGGUACCCGUAUGAUAUCCACCUUUCCUGGUCUAUCACCACUUAUUCUAUAUGAUUAAAAUUAAUGAACUGUUUAUAAAUCAAGUUUUCUUUUGAAAAGUGAGAAAUGAUUUUAAGAUGAAUUGGAAAUUCGACCAUCUGAGCAUUAGACUAAAUGAACAGUAGACUAAAUGGAUAUUAGACCAAAUGAAGUGCAGAUCAAACAGCAAUUAGAUCGAAUUGAUAGUAGACUAAAUGAGUGGUAUUCUGAUAGCCAUGGUUUAUAACUUAGACCACACUUUUAUGGAGUGCCAUUUGUCAAGUUAUUCACCGAUUAAAACUUGUUCUUAUCGAUCAUGCUGC